This is a messenger RNA of Aquila chrysaetos chrysaetos, 3266 nucleotides long. RefSeq names its product tRNA methyltransferase 1 like (gene TRMT1L). Gene Ontology annotation, cellular component: nucleus. The record is from RefSeq and is a predicted model, not a curated record. The transcript has 16 exons. The coding region runs from base 96 to 2393 and encodes 765 amino acids. Gene Ontology annotation, molecular function: RNA binding. Gene Ontology annotation, biological process: tRNA N2-guanine methylation. NCBI's taxonomy places the organism in Eukaryota, Metazoa, Chordata, Aves, Accipitriformes, Accipitridae.
CCCCGCUCCCAAAUAAGAGGCGUGUGAGUAGGGCGGCACGUCCCCCUACCUCGACUCUCCUGCUUUCGCCCAUUGCCGGGCUGUCUCCGGAGAAGAUGGCAGCGGAGGAGGCUGCGGAGGCCUUGCUGGUGCGGCUGUCCCCGGAGCGGAGGCAGCCGGAGCGGGAAGACGACGAUGAGGAGAACCCCGAAGGCGGCGGCGAGACAGCAGCGCUCAAUGGCGUGGUUGUCCCUGGAAAAGAGAAAAGCAACAACCUGGAUGUGAAAGUUACUGAGUCAGAAUUGGAAACUGAAGAAAAAGGAAUGGAGGAAGAAUCCACAAGGGAAUCUGAUAGCAACAUUUUGGAUGUAUCAUCUGAUUAUCCAAGAGAGAAACAUAUUUCAAUUCAAAGACAUCUUGCUGAUCUAGAGAAACUAGCUGACCUGAAAGAAGGUGAGUUUACCAUGGCAGUAUCUGAGACCACAGAUCUUCAUGUUACAGAUGAAAAGAAGCCUUGUCCAUUGUGUCCUGAGGAGAAAUUCAAAGCUUGCUAUAGUCAUAAACUCCAUCGACACCUUCAGAAUUUGCACUGGAAAGUUUCUGUUGCAUUUGAAGGGUACAGAAUGUGCAUCUGUCACUUACCUUGUCGUCCAGUAAAACCAAACCUCAUUGGAGACCAGACAUUUUCAAAGAUGGGAGCCCAUUACCAUUGUAUCAUCUGUUCAGCAACUAUCACACGAAGAACUGACAUGAUAGGUCAUAUUAAUCGUCAUGUGAAUAAAGGAGAAACUGAAUCAAGGUUUAUUACAGUUCCUGCUCCCAAGUCUUCUCAUGAAGUGCUGAAAGAGUCGGCCACAGAUGUGCAGGUUCUUCCCAACUACUCCACACCUCAGAAAACAGAUUCCUAUUUUAAUCCUAAAAUGAAACUCAACAGGCAAUUGAUAUUCUGUGCACUAGCUGUUCUAGCUGAGGAACGUAAACCGAUAGAAUGUUUGGAUGCUUUCGGUGCCACUGGUAUAAUGGGAUUACAAUGGGCAAAGCAUCUCAGAAGUUCUGUGAAGGUUACAAUUAAUGAUUGUAAUGAAAAUUCUGUGACAAUGAUUCAGGAAAACUGCCAUUUAAACAAAAUGAAGGUGAAACUGCACACUAAGGAACAAGACUAUGAUGAAGCUAUGGGAGAUGGAGGAGAAAAUAGUGACACCAUUGAGGUGACAAAAAUGGAUGCCAAUGUUAUAAUGCAUUUGAGAUCAUUUGAUUUUAUCCAUUUGGAUCCCUUCGGAACUUCUGUGAAUUAUCUGGAUUCUGCCUUUAGAAAUGUGAGAAAUCUUGGAAUUGUGUCACUCACGUCCACAGACAUCAGUUCUCUGUAUGCAAAGGCUCAACACGUUGCCCUGCGUCAUUAUGGAUGUAAUAUUGUCAGAACUGAGUACUACAAGGAACUGGCAGCCAGAAUAGUAAUAGCUGCUGUGACAAGAGCUGCAGCUCGCUGUAACAAAGGCAUUGAAGUUUUACUUGCAGUAGCUCUAGAACAUUUUGUUCUAGUAGUGGUCAGAGUUUUAAGGGGGCCAUCCCCUGCGGAUGAUUCAGCAAAGAAAAUAAGAUACCUCAUCCAUUGCCAGUGGUGCGAAGAGAGAAUUUUUCAGAAAGAGGGUAAUAUGGUAGAAGAAAACCCUUAUCAGCAGCUGCCUUGUGAUUGUCACGGCAGUAUGCCAGGGAAGACAGCAGUAGUUCUUGGUCCGCUCUGGUCAGGAGCCCUCUUUAACACUGGAUUCCUCAGAAGAAUGCUGUUUGAGGCUGUCCAGUAUGGUUUGGAUGAAGCUCAGCCACUCUUGAAGACAUUAGUUUGUGAAGCAGACUGCACAACUUUAAAACAUUUUUCUAUCCAUAGUCUUUAUGAUGAGAACAAACAAGAAGAGUGUGGCGUAUAUAUUAAAACACCAAAUACUUCUGCAGAAUCCUACUUGGUACAUGGAAAAAGAAAAAGCGAUGAAGUGAUUCGAAAUGCAGCCAAGCGACAAAAAUCUGAGAACAGUGCUGAGCAUCCUGCAUUUUACUACAAUAUCCACAGACACAGUAUUAAAGGGAUGAACAUGCCAAAGUUAAAUAAGUUCUUAAACUAUCUCUCUGAAGCUGGAUACAGAGUAAGCAGAACCCACUUUGAUCCUAUGGGAGUUCGCACGAAUGCGCCCUUGGCACAGUUUAAGACUAUUCUUAUGAAGUACAGCACUCCCACAUACCUGGGGGGGCAGGCAGAAGGCCCUGUCCAUCUACCUGAAGAUGUCAAGGCAGGAGAACAGGUUCAGGCUGCUGAAGACAGCAAGGCAGGAGAUACCGAGUUUCUGGAAGAUGAUAAAUCUGGAGUCGCUGCCGCCAUGUUCACAAAAGACUACCCUACUUACUGUGGAGCUGAUUAAUGCAAAUCCUUUUGUUAGUAGAUCAGGAUAUUGCAGUCUUGCAAGCACACCCUGUUCAAGUAAGCCAGUACUUUUUACUAAACGGGAUUUUGAAAACUUGAGUUGCCUGCUAUUUUAAUUUGGAAAGAUGUUUUAGAAUUAUGUAGCAGAACUUACCCCUCAUCACAGCGUGCGUGGUCAAGGUACUGUUACUGUGGGAAGGUUUCGGAGACAGUAACUUGCUUUUACAGUCACAUCCACUUUCACACUGAGGCACUGUGGCUGCUCCCAAGUCUUUGUUUAAGCCUUAUUGCUAGCACAAAAUUGUGGAUGGGGCCAAAACUCUUAAGCAUUUCUGAACAUGAGGUUAAUAUGAAACGGAAUAUUCCUAAAAUAAAUCAUUCCUAAAACCUGACUGGUUACAAUUCAGAGGGAGGUCAUGUUAAGAUGAUAAAAUAUCACAGGAUAAAAUGUGAUCUGAGUUUAAGCAAGCCAGAAAGUCCUAACUCGGUGCACUUCUAACUCCAGACUGCACGUGUAAUUUGGCAUUCAGUUCUGUUUUCAUAGUUCUGCCUACAAGCAAGGACCUAACAUGAGUGAGAACGGAAAGGAAUGGUUCCAAGACUGUUACUGAAACUUCAGUUUAUAACCAAACUUUAGUGAAUUGUGUUAGUCACCCUAGGUAGUUGUUUGUUCAGAGAUUACAUUUGGUUGUAUACUGCAAAAAGGUACAGUGACAAGGCACCACAAAUUGAAGUUCUAAGUGAAGUUUUGCUAUGAGUUUGUCAAUAAUACAAUCUUAGCUGUUAAAAAGAUCUCUUCUGUGAACGAGCAAAGAUGCUGUGUGUUGGUUCUGGUUUCCUUAAAUAUAUGGCAGCAUUCUAGCCAAAUGAG